GGAGGAGGCAGUGUAACCAUGGCAACAGCGAGGGGAGGGGCGGGGGGGGGAAGUGACGCACCGGAAGUGGCCGUGACCACGUGGUGGCGGUGGAGGAGACGGCAAGAUGGGGCGGCCGAGCAAGAGCCAGCGGCAGCGGCGGGAGCGAGCGGCGGCACAGCUCCGGGCCCAGCAGGACUUCGGCUCCGUGCCCCAUUCCUUCGUGUUCCUGCGCGGCCGCGGCGGCCGCAGCCUCCGGCUCCUGGUGGCCGACAUGCGGCGGGUGCUGGAGCCCUUCACGGCGCGGGCGCUGCGGGUGCGGAAAAGCAAUUCCCUGAAGGACUUUGUGGCCGUGGCUGGGCCCCUGGGGGUGACACAUUUCCUGGUGUUCAGUAAAUCAGAGUCCAGCAUCAACUUGAAGCUGUUCCGGUUGCCUGGGGGCCCGACGUUGACCUUCAAAGUGGUGGAGUAUUCCCUGCUGCGGGACGUGGUCUCAGCGCUCCGGCGGCACCGGAUGCACGAGCAGCAGUUCCGACAUCCCCCCCUCCUGGUGCUCAGCAGCUUCGGGCUCCCGCAGAGCCACAUCCGGCUCAUGGCCAGCACCUUCCAGAACCUGCUCCCCUCCAUCAACGUGCACAGGGUCAACCUCAACACCAUCAAGCGGUGCCUGCUCAUCAGCUACGACGCAGAGACAGAGCUCCUACACCUCAGGCAUUACAGCAUCAAGGUGGUGCCCGUGGGCGUGAGCAGAGGCCUCAAGAAGCUGCUGCAGGAGAAGUUCCCCAACCUGAGCCGCUUGGAGGACAUCAGCGAGCUCCUGGUCAAGGAUCUGAACCUGUCGGAGAGCGAAGCGGAGCAGGAUGGGCCCCACAAUGUGACCGAGCUGCCACAGGCCUAUGCGGGCAGGGGCAAUGCCAAGGCCCAGCAGAGCGCAGUGCGCCUGACCGAGAUUGGGCCACGCCUGACGCUGCAGCUGAACAAGGUGGAGGAGGGGCUGGCGCAGGGCAAUGUGCUCUACCAUAGCUUCAUCCAUAAGCCCGAGCCUGAGCUCCGUGCGCUCCUUGCCCGUCGGGAGGCGAAGCUGCAGCUCCGUGCGGAGCGGAGGCAGCGGCAGGAGGAGAACGUGGAGCGCAAGCGGCAGCAACGGCAGCAGCAGCGGGAGAGGAGCCUGCAGGGCAUGCGCAGGAAGCAGCAGCGGGAUGAGGAUGGCGACAGCGGCGCUGAGGAUCCCGGGGCUCCGGAGCAGGAUGCGGCCCAUGAGGAGGAGGAGAGUGAUGCUGAGCACUACCGGAGGGAGGUGGGGGAGGAGCCGGAUCAGGAUCUCUUCCCCAGCCGCACCAAGAGGAAGCGCCUCCCUUUGGGCCCUGCCCGGCUCCGCAAGCGCCGGCGCCGCAUCCCACUGGAGCAUCCUAUGGAGCAUCCCAUGGAGCAUCCCACAGAGCAUCCCACUGCAUCCAACCCUCACCCCCCCCACCGCACCAGGCGCAAAAGGAAGCUGCUGCCAAAGGGGAAAACCAGAUUCCAGAGGCCGGGAUGUGCCAGGAAGGGGAAGCGCUGAGGGACUGGGAUUGGGAUGCUCUCUGCUCCCCCCCUGCCUCCCCCGGCCCUGUUGCUGUGCAAUACACAUGGCUUGGAAGGAU
Molecule: messenger RNA, 1619 nt
Organism: Melopsittacus undulatus (budgerigar)
Lineage: Eukaryota; Metazoa; Chordata; Aves; Psittaciformes; Psittaculidae
Gene: PPAN
Product: peter pan homolog
Exons: 12
Coding region: 107-1537 (476 amino acids)
Biological process (GO): rRNA processing; ribosomal large subunit assembly
Cellular component (GO): preribosome, large subunit precursor
Molecular function (GO): rRNA binding
Source: RefSeq, a predicted model, not a curated record